AUGACAAUUUUCUUGAAAUAUUUUCUGGAUUCGGAACACCUCAAGGAGAAGGGAGAAAACUGUGACAUUUUUUUUUUCUACCAAAGAAGUAAGAAGGGAGGGAAGCUAAUGAGGACGCCAUUAUCGUCGAUUCACUUUUUCUCGAGACGCAGACGUGAUUUCGCCGCAAAAUUUGACUCUUGUAGCGCCAAAGUGUGCAGACGUCUUCUUCAAGUAUAUACCCACCAUAGAAAAACUUUAGAUAAACUAAAAUCAGUGCAGCUGGUGAUUUGCUGUAUACCAUGCAGCUGCUCCCUUAUGUCAUCAAAGCUGCACACAACAGUGCAUCUUCAAAUGGUAGGAAUGAAUGAAGACAAUGUUGGCACAAAUGUUGUUUCUACUGCCAGCACAUCAAAAUCUGUUCAAGAAGAAAUAUCUGUUGAUGUUCCUGGGAAUGUAACAGCAAUUGUAAUGAAUGAAGUGGGUGUUCCAACAGUUGCUCUUACAGAAACAACAGGUGUCACUGUUGCUGGAGAUGAUAAUGUUUCAACUGCUGCUACUGAGGCAUUGGCUGUGUCAAAUUCAGUCAGUGUUGGGACAGCUAUUACAAAACCAGCUCCAAGAGUUGUCAAUGCUGUGCACUUGAUGACUCAUAUGAGUAAUCAAGAUUUGAGUGAUGAAUCCAUUUUUUCUGCAGAUGAUGAAGACUCUUGUGAUGGAGAACCAUCAGAAAAAAGGAUGAAGUUAGAACAAGAUAUUAAUAUUAAUAUGGAGCAAUCCAUCAAGCAAAUUUUAUUCAACAUCAAUAAAGCAAUAUGUUUACGACUUGACAGCAUAGAGAGUAAACUGGAAAAUAUGGGUUUACGGACAAAAUAUUUGGAAGUUAAAGUUUUGGAAUUAGUGGCGCAAAAUAAGAACAACAACAACAACAAUAACAACAACAACACCAAUAAUAAUAACAACAACAACAACAUUGUUACUACUUUUAAUUCCAAACGGGGUUCUGUUUCACCUUCCCGACGGUCUGGUGCUCUCAUAGUUGGAUUACCUCAGGACAGGAAUGGUGAAGAAGAAAGCCCGCUGGAUAAAGCAAUUGAUGCAGAUAUAUUGCAAGCCAUCCAAUUAGACAGUAAAGAUAAAAAAGGAAAAUUAAUUUCACCAAAUGCUGGAUUUAAUUCCAUGGACAACAACUUCCGUAACAUUGGUCCCAAUGUAACUCUGAUUACAUUGAAUUCAGAAGAGGAUUACCCACAUGGUUGCUGGCUUGGUGAUGAAAAUAAUCCUGAAAUGCGUGUUAGAGUGCCUAUUUCUUCAAGUGACCUUCUACAUAUUCACUCCAAUUGUCGGACAGCAGAAAAAAUGGCAUUGACUUUACUUGAUUAUUUGUUUGAUCGAGAGACACAGGCUUGUUCAAAUUUAUCAGGGAUGGGGAAACAUGGCAAAAAACAGCUUGACCCUUUGAUGAUUUAUGGAAUUUGGUGUCACUUAAUUUAUCGGUUUCGGAUUAAUGAGUCUGAUUGGCAAAGAAUUAAACAAAAUAUUGACUCAAAAUGUCGGACUGCUUUUCGCCGCAAGUUAAGGGGUUUGCCUUUAACUGUUAAGGCUUUUCGAGGCAAAGCUCCUCCUAGUUAUAUUCAUAACCCAGGAAUGGGAUUCAAUUCCAUAAUGAGUUCACAAAGUAGUUUUGAAGAUUCAAAUCCACAUGAAGAUACAAAAUUCCACAUACAUCAGGGUGAAGUGGAUAUUCAGAAUGCUGUCACGAUGCAAGGGGAAGCCUUACAACAAGGGGAAAUCCAAAUUCUUCAUGCAACACCAGAACAAAUUUCUCAACUUCAACAUGCACAGCAUAUUCAGAUAUUACAAGGUGAUCAUGUUUUACAGCAAUUUCAAGGUGCUGAUGGUCAAGAAGGUGUUCAAGUUGCUGUUUCUAUGGGAACACCCGAAGGAGUCCAUGUUGCCACAGUUACCACAGAAAAUGGAGAAAUAGUCCAUAUUCACCAAGGAGAAGCGGCAGCAAAUCAAGCGGCAACAAAUCAGUCAAUUACUGUACCUUCAGCUACUACGACAAGUCCUGUUGUUGCUGUAACGGACACACCAUCUGUUGUUAUAGAACAAGCAGAGUGA
Messenger RNA from Acanthosepion pharaonis, 2103 nucleotides. Lineage: Eukaryota; Metazoa; Mollusca; Cephalopoda; Sepiida; Sepiidae. The record is from the annotation of a GenBank genome assembly.